Fonsecaea multimorphosa CBS 102226 is the source of this 2406-nucleotide messenger RNA. RefSeq lists its product as uncharacterized. Gene Ontology annotation, molecular function: FAD binding; methylenetetrahydrofolate reductase [NAD(P)H] activity. Gene Ontology annotation, biological process: tetrahydrofolate interconversion. The transcript has a single exon. Gene Ontology annotation, cellular component: cytosol. The record is from RefSeq and is a predicted model, not a curated record. Bases 1 to 2406 code for a protein of 801 amino acids. NCBI's taxonomy places the organism in Eukaryota, Fungi, Ascomycota, Eurotiomycetes, Chaetothyriales, Herpotrichiellaceae.
AUGGCCUCUGAACACGAUGAGCGUCUGCCCACGCUCCUAUCCUCUCUCCCUCCCUCAUCCUACUACUUCUCCCUCGAAUUUUUCCCUCCCAAGACAUCCUCUGGCUUCUCCAACUUGCAGGCGCGUCUUGCUCGCAUGGCCACAGCCCUACGCCCUUUGUUUGUCACUGUGACCUGGGGCGCAGGCGGCUCUACAGCUACAAAGUCCCUCGAAUUGGCCGAAGUAUGUCAACGACAAAUUGGGCUCACGACCGUGCUGCAUUUGACCUGUACCAACAUGAGGAGGCAUAUGAUUGACGAGGCAUUAGAGGAGGCCAAAGAGAUUGGGAUCAGAAACAUUCUGGCCUUGCGAGGAGAUCCACCUCGGGAAGAAUACAAGGAUGCUACGUCCACAGACGAGAGUGAGAGUGGCAGUGGCGGUUCGGGAACAGAGAGUAACCAAGAGUUUACGUGGGCUGCAGAUUUGGUUCGAUAUAUCCGGCGAAAACACGGCGACUAUUUCGCAGUCGGUGUUGCGGGUUAUCCAGAGGGUCAUGCAGAUGAAUCGCAUCCGGAGCAAGGGAAACAGAGUGUCGAACAUGAUUUACCAUAUCUUGCCGAGAAAGUCGCGGCUGGCGCCGAUUUCAUCAUGACACAGCUCACCUACGAUAUCGAGGCCUACGCCGCAUAUGAGAAGAGAUUGAGGGGGUACACUGGCCAGGAUGGGAAGAAGUUGUUCGACAAGAUCCCCAUCAUCCCCGGCCUGAUGCCCAUCCAGUCCUACCAAAUCAUAAAACGAAUCACCAAACUCAGCCACGCGAAACUGCCCGAGAAAAUCUCUCAGCGGAUUGAACGUGUGAAAUCGGACGACGAGGCGGUAAAAAAGGUCGGGGUCGACAUCCUUUCGGAGCUCGUUGAAGAAAUGAAGACGUUGCCGCAGCCAGAAGCUGUUCCUAGGGGGUUUCAUUUCUACACCUUGAACCUGGAGAAGAGUGUAUCAUUCAUUUUAGAGAGGACAGGGCUGAUCCCCGCGAUCUCGAGUGAGGGAAGCGUUGAAGACAAAGACGGAGACUCAGAAUCGGAUUCAGAUGUGGUUGUUGACGACAGCAAGCAAGAGACUCCGGCUAUCGUCACAACAGGGCCCGUGGAGAACGGAAACCAAAAUGGGCAGCAAUCAUCUAGCUUCACACGGCGAAGGAGAAGUUCUGUCAAUGCACAGCCCCACAACCGUGUAAUAACGGAUGGCAGGUCUGAACCCCGGACACAAUCUCGUCGACCUGACUCGGACAGUGACCCUCCUGGCCUGGAACCCAAUCCAAAUCUAAAACUGACGUCUCAACAUUCAGCAAGAGACCGCGGCACUGGCAUUCCUGCUGCCUCCCCCACUCGGAAGCAUAGCCUGCUCAUAUCUGAGGGGCAAGGUUCUUUAGGUCGCGAAGCAACCUGGGACGAUUUCCCUAAUGGUCGCUGGGGGCCCUCUCAUUCACCUGCGUUUGGAGAGAUUGAUGGGUAUGGGCCAAGUCUGAAAGUGAGUCCGCUCAUGGCAAGGAAGCUGUGGGGCUAUCCGAGGAGCAGAGAGGACGUCACAAAGCUGUUCAGACGCCAUGUGUUGGGAGAUCUAGUGGCCGUACCAUGGAGUGAUGAUAUUGACCCGGAUCUCGCCUCUCCUGGCGCCGCAUCAGCCGAUGGGUCCGGGAACUCGAGUGCGCUACGUGCUGAGACGGAUGUGAUUCGGUCUGAGCUCCUAUCCCUCAUCAGCAGCCAGAACUACUGGACCCUUGCCUCUCAACCCGCUGUCGAUGGCGCGCCUUCAUCUGAUCCUGUCUUCGGCUGGGGACCUCCGGGAGAAGGGUACGUCUUCCAAAAAGCAUUUGUAGAGUUCUUCUGUGGUCGAGACGAGUGGGAGGAGAAGCUGCGGCCCCGUUUGAUGAAAUACGGGAGUGAUGUGCUCGGUUGGAUGAAGACAGACGCCGAAGGGGUGUUUGAAAGCAGUGAGCUUAUUGCUCGGGAUCAAGCUCGAAAAAAGAAGGCGGCGGCGGUGGAUACCGAGAAGGAGAACACUAAUCCAGCCUCUCUUGUACAAUUUGCAGACCAGCGACCCGUUCCUUCGGCCUCGUCUUCCUCACCGGAAAACACGGUCAACGCAGUGACAUGGGGUGUAUUCCCUUCGCGCGAAAUCUUGACUCCGACCAUUAUUGAGGCUGAAUCAUUCCGUGCUUGGGCACAAGAAGCCUACGCGAUAUGGAAUGAAUGGAAGCGUUGCUUCCCUAGAGGGAGCCAAGAGGCAUUGUUCUUGGAGAAGAUGGGAAAGGAGAAUGUGUUGGUCAACGUCGUGGGGCAGUCCUUCAGAGGGGGGCAUGGCGGUGGAAAGGGAGAAGGGGCCAGCCUAUGGAGGAUAUUGUUGGCCGAAGACGGGGAUGCUAAGUGA